AUUCCUUGUUUAGUUUGUGCUCAGCUAGUGAGAAGAAAAUACAGUUUGUAAAAUAAGAUGCUUAUUUUAAGGAGUAUUUUAGUAAGUGAUAUUUUUUUCAGUUCGCGCAUGCUCAGUCCUGCCUUUGUACGGCGAGCCAACAAGCUAGCUCCAGCAACAAACCUCAUUAACGACACAGGUUAGCGUGUAGCGUGUUAGCUGCUGUGCUAAUCAUGGUGAACGUGAAGAAGCGGAAAGGUCGGGUCGUUAUUGACUCGGACUCAGAGGACAGUGCCAGUGAUGAUAAUUUAGAUCAGGAGUUGUUGUCUUUGGCCAAAAGGAAGAGGGUUGAUUCUGGUGAGCAGGAAGAGCCUAUCAACAAACCAGCUGCUUCCACCGAUUCUGAGACGUCUGACAGUGAUGACGAGUGGACGGUGGGCGGCACCAAAGGCAAAAAGAAGGUGAAGCAGGGGAAAGGUACGGAAAAGAAGAGUUCUACAAAGAAGAAGGUCCACAGAGCCUCGGGCAGUUCAAAUGGAGACAGCUCAGCUGACAGCUCUGCUCCAGAGGAGGGAGAAGUGUCAGAUUCAGACAGCAACAGUUCUUCAUCCAGCUCGGACUCGGACUCUUCUGAAGACGAGGUGUUCAGGGACGGUUAUGAUGACGACCUGAUGGGGGACGCUGAGGACCGAGCUCGUCUGGAGCAGAUGACGGAGAAGGAGAGGGAGCAGGAGCUCUUCAACAGAAUAGAGAAGAGAGAGGUGCUAAAGAGACGGUUUGAAAUUAAGAAAAAGUUGAAGACGGCUAAGAAGAAAGAGAAAGAGGAGAAGAAGAAGAAGCAGGAGGAAGAGCAAGAAAAAAAGAAGCUAUCUCAGGUUCAAGACACUCAAGUGGUUUCWAUGUCCCACAACAAGGAACGACGAUCAAAACGUGACGAAAAACUGGACAAGAAGUCCCAGGCCAUGGAGGAGCUGAAGGCAGAGCGUGAGAAGAAGAAAAAUAAAACAGCUGAACUGCUGGCCAAACGUGAGCCUCUGAAGACCAGUGAGGUUUAUUCUGAUGAUGAGGAAGAAGAGGAGGAAGAUGAUGAUAAGUCCUCAGUUAAAAGUGAUCGGAGUUCACGAUCAUCAUCUUACGACGAUGAUGA
Molecule: messenger RNA, 1126 nt
Organism: Austrofundulus limnaeus
Lineage: Eukaryota; Metazoa; Chordata; Actinopteri; Cyprinodontiformes; Rivulidae
Gene: rtf1
Product: RTF1 homolog, Paf1/RNA polymerase II complex component
Cellular component (GO): Cdc73/Paf1 complex
Molecular function (GO): DNA binding; RNA polymerase II C-terminal domain phosphoserine binding
Source: RefSeq, a predicted model, not a curated record